GGAAGAAGUAUAAAAUAUCAAAGCACAUACGUAGUAUAUCAAUGAUCUCAGCUUUAAAGAUAAAACUACUCCGUAUUUAUCUUGUCUGCAAAAUCACUCGUCUAAAAAUGAUAUGUUUAGCUUCUUCUAGCAAGGAAACGUAAACCAUUUUUUGAAGGAUUGCAGUUAUGCCAUGGCACAUUUUUUUGAAUUCGUCUCUCAUACAUACGGAGUCUCAUACAUACCGACAUACGGAGUAUGAAAUAGCAGCAUUCGCAUGAAAUGAAUAAAUGAAUUUGCUCCUUCUCUUACAAAAAUACAAAAACGAUACUCCGUACUCUGCUAUAUUCUCAUUUCUCAAUAAAAUCGUGCUGCUGCAUUGGCCGUACUCUCUCUCUCUCUCAUCAGUUCGCCGGCGUCAUACACUUACUAGGCCGGUCAGUCGCCGGCGACCACCGAAGUGUAGUAGAGAGAAGCUUUCACCUCCGACAACGUGGUUUGUUGCGUGUCCAGAACUGAGCUUGGAAACAGGAUUUUGCUGAAAGGUGUAUCAAUCACUCUGGCUUAGGUGGCUUGACAUAACCAAACUGAUUAGGUUUAUCACUGUGACGGACCUGAUAUGAUGGAUUCAAAAGAAGCAACCUCAUCACAAAUUGGGAUUGUGAAUGACAAAGAACUGAUAGUUCAUGAAUGGGAGAUUGUAUUCCCAUCCUCAUUCUCUCCAUCAGUGACAUCUAUGAGCUGGUAUGCAUAUUUGAAGUAUGCUAUAGGCAUAUUCAACAUUCGGGCUAUUUCAAGUGAUGAGAAUGUAACAGUUCCGGCUUUGAAGUUCAAUGAUCAGUAUCUCAGUUCUUUUGAAGAUUUAGAAAGGUCAUUUCCUGUAGCAAAUGUGCAUGAUGACCCCUUGAUCCGAAGAUGCAUCGCAGAUUUGGAAAAUGCAGUAUUGUGGACUUUAUACUCUUUUUAUUUAGAAGAUCUCAACCACGUCCCUCAGAUGGAUGAUUUUAAACAGCUGAUGCAACAUCUUCCAGAGUCAGUUGCAUCUCAUAACAGUGCUAUUGCGGCGAAGAUGCCUGAGAUACUUUCCAAAGCUGAGACAGCAUUCCAUGGUCUAGCAUUGAGACUAUCUGAUUCCUCAUAUUUGCUUCAGGCAAACUCCCCUUCUGUGUAUGAUGCAAAAUUAGUGGCAUCUACCUCAAUCAUAUUGAAAACCUUGGAAGAUUCUCAACUACACUGGAUAUUUCUAAAGUACUCCAACAUUAUUGGACAUGUUGAGAGAUUCUAUUCACAUUACGUUGAUGACGCACCAGUGGAUUUUUCGAAUGCCAUUUCUGACACAUUACUUCGGAAGAUUGAGGCGACGGGAGUCCUAGUUGGAGAAGGACAAUACUCAGAGUCAUAUGCGUAUACGAUAGAAGAGGGGGAUCCUAUGCGGUUGCCACCAGGACGCUAUGCAUUCAAAAUUAGCCGUCGGGGCUACUACAUCUAUGUGAAGGGGGAGAUUGAUUUCAGGACGGUGGAUAGGUUUUUAUAUGGAGAUAGGGUGCUCAGGUUGAUAGGCCGUGGGUGUAAUGAUGUUUCUAAACGAGCUUGCUUGGUUACAGAGUACAUCACUGAUGGUACCCUCCAGCCGCGGUUACACGAUUUAGGCUUGCGCUCAAUUGUGAAAGUCUUACAUGGCAUAGCCUUCGGGUUGCAUUUGAUUCAUUCCCACUUUCCUAUUUCACUUAUUCAUGGUGAUCUUAAACCGGAGAACAUUCUGUUAAAAGGUGAUAAAGCUUUAUUGGGCGAUUUUGGCACGAUCUCAUCUGUUGGUGAGAGGCGUAAACGGUCAGAUCCUGUUUACGAUGACUCUUAUUGGGGUGACAUUGAUUGCGCCAAGGCUGAAAUUUACUUUAUAGGGGUUCUAAUUUUUGAAAUGAUGACUAAGAUUCCUGUUAAACGCGAUGAAGGUGAUCCACUUAUUAACAGAGUCAGUAGGCUCAUUCCUGAUUCAGGUGCUUGUGAACAUCAAAUCCAGGAAUACCUGCUUGUCCAACCUGAGUACAAUAGAUAUUUAGGGGGUGUUUGGAUCUGAUUCUCAAAACUGAUUCAGCUCCUUCAGGGAGCAGAAGCAGAAGCUGAAGUGUUUGGGUGAAAUUCCAGAAGCACUUCUGGAGCUCUAAUUUACUCUCAGAAUCAGUUUUUUUAGAAGCUGGGGGAUACUAGCUUCUGAAAACUGAUUCUGAUUCUGCUUCUGCUUUUAAAAAAGAAGCAGAAGCAGAAUCAGUUCCAAACACCCCCUUAGUAGCACAACUUAUAGAUUUAGGGAAAAAAUGUAUCUGCGAAAACAGGCGUGAACGUCCUGCUACUUUCCAAGUGGCUGACGAGUUGUAUAGCUUAAUGAAAGCGACUAUUAGUUAGUAAUUUAGUACUGAUGUGAAGUUUUCUACACCAUUGAAUUAUACUUCUAAUUCCUGUACUUAUGGAUCGUGUUGGUAAAAACUGCCUGGAUGAAUCUGCAAAAUGACUUCAGUAAAAAUAAAACAGCUCCAGAUGCGAAGGUGUCUCUUGAUGCAGACCCGUCCAUAAAGCAUUUAAACAGCCAACAAUCGAAUAUUCUCAAAUAUUGAUCUAUUAAAAACGUAAAUGACACAUGACGAGUCAUAUUUACAAUUAUGGCUGGACUCGGGCCGGUUCGGGCCUGGGCCCAGCCAGGCCUCGGUUCAUGAAAGGGGAGGCCCGGAACCGGCCCGGGUAACCCUUGGGUCCGGGUCGGUCCGGGCCGGGCCGGGCCUCGGUUCAAUUUAAAUUUUUUUUUGGCUUUUCCUAAUUAACCCCCAACCCUCCCCGGCUCCCCCCUCACCCCCAAACAACUCCAAACCACCUCAAAUGGCCCAAAAUACCCAGCCCAACCCAAAAACUUAAAAAAAAUUCAAGAAAAAAGAAUAAAUAAAUAAAUUGGCCCAAACCGGGUCUGAAUCGGCCGUGCCGGUUCACCUUUUGAGGGGCCCGAGCCCGGACUGGAACCCUAGCGGGUCGGGCCUACCCGGACCGGUUCAAACAGUAACCGGUUCAGGCCGGUUCAAACAGUAACCGGUUCAGGCCGAUUUAAACAGUAACCGGUUCGGGCCGGUUCCGGGGUAGGUCGCCCGGCCCGAGUCCAGGCCUAUUCACUAUAAUGCUCAUCGGGUGUCAGGAUGUGGAAGUUUUGGAUAUCGUCUCACGGGAUGGUGUGAAUGGAAAAUCAAGUAUGAAAUCAAUUUAGGAAUCUAAUAACAAGCGUGGUGCGGACGAGAAUAGCUGCCUGACCUGCCUCUGACUCAAAUUUCAACUCCUUUUUCUCGCUCCGGAGAAAAUAGGAUCGAGAAGUUGCUACUUGUCACGCCGCUAUGAUUUUUUGUAAGAUCCGUUACAAUCUCAGUUCACGGUCUAACAACAUUGGAAGCCAUGUCUAGGCAAAAGAUCGCAGAGAGGAGCAAUGUGCCGCCGACGUAGCUCAAGAGACAGCAGCUAAAGUAACAGACGUUCAAGGAGUGGUCAAACUACGGCGAAUUGCCAAAGGGGUGCUCGGCGGCGAAGAUGUGGUGGGAACCGUGGCUGAGUCUAGACGAGUUGAACUCGCGAGUUGAAGCGUUCUUCCAGAAGUUCAAUGAGGAGAUGAGGUUGCAAAGGUAGUCUUAAAUCUUAAUUAAGCGAGGUCCUUGCAGCAGCACAUGGAGAUGAUCAAGCAUGGAGCCUUCUGUCUUAAUUAAUUUUCCGUAAUUCGUCAAAAAAAUAAUUAUUAAUUAAAAAUUUGAUAUAUUAGCCUAGCUAUUAAUCAAUUUGUUUUCUUAAACUUACUUCAUGAAGUGGUAAUUAAGGAUUGAAAAUGGCGUAGUGUGCCCUCUUGUGCUUUGCUUAUGAGAAACUUCAAUUUGAUAGAGUUUUUUUUGCUUCCAUUGAAAUUUGGAGUACCUUACCUUGUAUUCCAACUAUUUUUAUUCUCUUGACUACAAAACUUCAAUUUCAAUGAUAUUAUUAUCAUCUAUUUUAAUCCAUACAUAUAUAGUAGGUGAGAUGAGGAUGAGGCCCCAUGAACGGAUUGUUCUAGCUAGUUUAUAAAGAUAGAGCUAUUUAAUGGUAAGACUUAUAUGCUAGAGGUACAAAAACUCUUACAAAAAGUCUUACAAAAGGGAUAUGUGGCAUCAUCACAUUGUUUAACAUAUCACACCACCUUUACAACAUAUUUACAUCAAAGUUACAUCAAAUGUAAGUAAAAUAGCCACAUCACUUAAAAACUCUUCAUGUUACAAUGUUGGUUUGUUCAAAGUGUCAGUGACCAAAUGCGACAUAUUUUAAUUUGAAGAAACUACAACGAUUUUGAUAUAAUUAUACUCUACUUUGUCAUGAAUGAUCUGGUCCUCUAGCAAAAUAUUUAAUUGAAAUAGAAUAUGCUCUGUAAAACAGGUAUUUGCAUAAAUAUUGUCGCUAUGCAUGUAUAUUUAUAGGUUGGCACUUAUCUAUCUUACAUGGAUACUUCAUCCAGAAUCUACAGGACAUGGGUAUGAUCUUACGGGUUACUUUUCUAAAGAAAAGUGGACGAUGUCUUGUGCUAUCUCCCCUCAAUACUAAGCUUUCUGAAUGCAAUCAGUAAUACUACGUAUAAUGGCAAUUAGAAGCAUCUAAAAUAUUAUGAUGGUCAAUGAGGGUUAAUACCCUUUUAGGAAUGAAAAUUUUGUUGGUGUAAACUCUAAGCUAUGUAUGGUUGUAGAUCAUGAUAAAGGCAGAGUACACUUCUUAUUUUUCACUGCUUUAUACCCGCGUUUUCUGUUGAAUAACUCUCGCAAGGUUCUGACGCCAUCCAAUUUCUCUAGGUUCGUUAACCUCUUGCCAGGUUUUAAAUUGGGAUGUUUAAAUCCUAAAAUCAUAACCGCAUGCCUCAAACUCGAUUGUUGGCGCCGGUGAGUGAAGUAGAACGACGGACGAGAGAUGGCUAAGACCACUAUGGGUAUAAGAGCUAGGAAAUUGGGCGAGACCGGAAGAGCUGCGAGAAGAGGCUAAAGACAACGGAAAAAUUGGGCGAGAGCAGAAGAACUGCGGGACCGGAACGUUCCCAAAACUUUCGCAAUUCAUCGGCUUCCUCGCACGGAUGUGGCGAAUUUACAGCCUGCAAUACAACAUAUUCACCGUACCAGACAAAGUUAUUACUAAAGCUUUACUGCCCUAGAACAAUGUAUGGUUCUUUGUUUUCUCGCUUUUAUUCUCUGUGUCUUUGUUUGGAUUAUAUCCAUUAAAAGAACUUAUGCUUAUUUACUAAGAAUAAGAUGACAUCUCAGUAUUUAGAAUGUAUAUGGCAAGUUAGCACUAAAGUGGAUUUGCAAGGAGUUGUGACAUCUCAUUAUUUUGGACACUUUACAUGCCUAUCAAUAAUUUUCACUUUUACACAAUUAUUUUAUUUAGUUCAACCACAAGAGACAAAAUUUUUUCCUUCAUAAUUAUUAAUCUUGAAAGAAAAGACGGCUUGUAAGUUUGUAGUUUGCAUUUCCCCCACUGAUGUAUUAUUAUUAAUACAUUGUUCUAGGGCUUAUUAUAAUUAAUUUUAGUUGGUUUUGUUUCUACUUCUCAAGUUUCAAAUUAAAAUAUUACUUACUUUUUCCAUAUAUUUUUAAAUAUUUUAUUGUGUUGUAUCAUUUAGGUGGUGUCUUUCAAGGCAUGUUUUCCUAGCCUUUAACAAAAUGGUUUGUGUUCCUAUUAUAAUAUUAUUAUCAUCAUGAUCAUUAAUAAUAUUAUUAAUAUUGGUAUUGUUCUUACUUUGGGAAUAAGAAAUUGUUUUGAACUAACAUUUGUCAUUGUAUUGUUCCACCAUCACCCUCAUCUAUAACAAGACUGCUAUACUAUAGCUAUGAAUUUUUAAAUCUUUUUGGUUCACCAGUUUCUUAUCCAUGAUAUAAAAGUAACUGCACAUCAUGCCAUGGAGUUUGAGUUUUGUUUUUUCUUUUCUGUUUGUGCUUUCAGAAACUUGCACUAUAUUAUAACUUGCCUAUUAAGAGUUGACUAAUUAUGCUUAGUGUGUUAUUUGAGAAAACAUAUUUAGCUUGAUCGUGCAAGUUACAUCCCACAAUGCAUUAAAAGAAGAGGUUAAUGCUUUUGUAGCCCUCUGAUUAUGAACCCCCUUCUUUAGAGACUUUAAAGUAGAGAAAGCCCUUAAACCAUGAAAUAAAAAUCAUCUUAAGGUGUACGUUUGGAAUGUGAAUGAUUAAUAUUUUGUUCUAGCUCUCAAGGUAAAAGAUCUAGGUACCACUAAACACAUAACUCGAUGAGAAUUUUAGGUUGUUUUUUCCUUGUAUAUGUUUGUUUAUCAAGUGAACAUGAUAAUGGUGACAUUCAUUUUGAUAAUGUAUGAUUUAAUUUAGCUGCUGCGACCUAGAGAGUGAUAUGACAUCCACAUUGAUACUGAGGUUGCAUCCUUCUCAAUAGAUCUAUUUCUCCAUUUCAAACUUGAUUUGUCAUUUGCAUAUGGUCUUCCUGAUGUGAUACAAUAUUGUGAUUUUUCUUUUUUUUUUUUACAAUAAUGUGAUAUUUAAUUAUGUAUUUUAGUCAAGUCAAUCUGAUGAUGAUCCAUACAUAAUUUCCCCAAAAAGUUAAGGCUGUCAAUGCAUUCCUUUACACCUUUACAAGUACUGAUUACUUGAUUUUCGCCUUCUCGUUAUCUUCUAUCUGCUUGAUUUCAACAACUGUUAGGGUAAAUUUUUAUUCGAAGGAAAUCUGGAAUCAGUAAUGGAGGAGAUUACUGAAGGAAUCAACAACGUUAGUAUCACCGGGGGUGACAUUCAGAAGAAGAAUCGUAUAUGCCAAGAAGCCACUAUUCUUUUACGUCAAUCUAGCCAAGUGGUAUAUGCAGCAGCCACCAGCACAAUGAGGUUGAGCUCUCUGGGCUUGGAAUGGCUAUUUCCACUGUAGUUCAGUAACUGAAAUUCUGAAGAACAAUGGUUUGGCUAUUGAGAAGUGGAUCAUGACGUCAACAGUUGAUGUUCGAGAUGAUUCAAGAGGACGUCCAGUCCCAAAAGCCAAAAUUGAGGCUGGGGAAGGGUGACAUAUGUGAUGACCCAAUUGCAGCAGCAGCAGCAGCUGCGAAGGACCAACAAGUUGGUGGUGAAGAACAAAGUUAAACUUAUGACUUUCCUGUCAUCUUUUUCUUCUUUCGUGUCUUGUGACAAGUUUUUGGAUUCUUGUUUUUCAUUCGAGAACUCCAUUAAUGUGUCUCUAUUAGAGUAAAUGAAAUCAACACGACCACUUUUGUUAGAUGGUAUCUCUUUUUUUUCUUCCUAAAAAAAUAUGUACAAGAAAGUAUAAAACGUUUAUAUUUAGCGAUGCCUACAAGUAAAUUCUAACUUUAUACCA
This is a messenger RNA of Cuscuta epithymum, 7341 nucleotides long. Lineage: Eukaryota; Viridiplantae; Streptophyta; Magnoliopsida; Solanales; Convolvulaceae. The record is from the annotation of a GenBank genome assembly.